Salvia splendens (bonfire salvia) is the source of this 2384-nucleotide messenger RNA. Its product is annotated as splicing factor U2af small subunit B. The coding region runs from base 75 to 1031 and encodes 318 amino acids. The record is from RefSeq and is a predicted model, not a curated record. The transcript is spliced from 5 exons. Gene Ontology annotation, cellular component: U2AF complex. Gene Ontology annotation, molecular function: metal ion binding; RNA binding. Lineage: Eukaryota; Viridiplantae; Streptophyta; Magnoliopsida; Lamiales; Lamiaceae. Gene Ontology annotation, biological process: mRNA splicing, via spliceosome.
CUCAUUUUGAAACCCUAAUCGCGAAAUAUCUCAAUCCAAUAAGCAACCUUUCUGGUUCACCUUGAAUUUUUCCGAUGGCGGAGCACUUGGCGUCAAUUUUUGGUACGGAGAAGGACAGGGUUAACUGCCCCUUCUACUUCAAAAUCGGCGCCUGUAGGCACGGCGACCGUUGUUCCCGUCUCCACACAAAGCCCAGCAUCAGCCCAACGCUUCUGCUUUCCAAUAUGUACCAGCGUCCCGACAUGAUUACUCCCGGCGUCGACGCUCAGGGCCAUCCCAUCGAUCCCAAAAAGAUGCAGGAACACUUCGAGGACUUUUAUGAAGAUCUGUUUGAGGAGUUAAACAAAUACGGGGAGAUUGAAAGCUUAAAUAUUUGUGACAAUCUAGCUGACCAUAUGGUUGGCAAUGUUUAUGUCCAAUUUAGGGAGGAAGAUCAUGCUGCUAAUGCUCUUAACAACCUGACUGGACGGUUCUAUGCAGGACGCCCCAUUAUUGUUGAUUUCUCCCCAGUGACUGAUUUUCGGGAAGCUACCUGUAGGCAGUAUGAGGAGGAUGCAUGCAACCGUGGUGGCUACUGUAACUUCAUGCAUCUGAAAAGGAUUAGCAGGGAGUUGAGGCACCAAUUAUUUGGGAAGCGUAGGAGCAGACACAACCGUAGCAGGAGCAGGAGUCCCCAUCGGCACCGUAGUUAUGAUGACCGCUCACAUGGGAGUCGGAGUCACAGCAGAUCGUAUGAUGAUCGUGAUCACCAUGGAAGUCGAAGCAGGAGGCGCAAGAGCACAAGUCCAAGAAGUAGGAGGGGUAGAAGUCGAAGUCCAGGUGGCAGGAGGAAUCGUAGUCCUGUAAGGGAAGGAAGUGAAGAGAGGCGUGCUAAAAUUGCACAGUGGAAUAGGGAGAAGGAAGAAGCAGAACAUGCUAACAGCAAGGCAAGUGCUGGUGGUGAGGAUCGAAGAGCUGAAAAUGACGACUCCCACAUUGUGGACAAUGAAGGAAAUGAUGUACGAAUGCAGCAGAAUGGAUAUGAGUAUUGACAAUAUUAGCGCUGGUAUGUUCUUGCUCCCCUUCCACCUGUGUAUUCUGGAUUUGUUCACGGUGAAUAGCUUUCAUUAUGAAUGAUGCGUCUUAAAAUUAUAGCUUACUGCGCAUUUUCCAAUGUGCAGGUGAUGUGCAGGUUUUCAAUUCUGUCAUGGAACAUUAUAAAUUUUUGCUAACUUUGUUUCUUAGUAACAUUUCGUUGUUAUGCUUUUCAUUCUUUUCUUUUUUCAUUUUGUUGUUAUGAGAACCAUUGCAUGAUUUCUGGGUGCCCAUAAAUUAUUGUCGUCAGCCCUAAAUCUUUUGAAGCCCAGAGUUGUUUUUUUUCAUUUUGACCUUUAUUUCCCACUGUCCAACUAGAUGAAAGUUGAAUUUACCUCCUCGACCCAUCUAUAUGUCCGCAUGUCAUACUAUGUGCUAGGAAGCUGUUGUCUAUUAUAACACUGAUAAAUUUUUUUUUUCUAAAAUGGACUUAGAUUCUUCUAGCACUGAUCAUGAUACUGUGUGCAUACAACAUCAGUGUUGUAUUUCUCCAAAAAGUCUUUCGUAACUUUCAUUCCCUUUGUUUUGUUGUGCAACAUCCUACUAGGAAUAUCUACAAUAUAAUAGCUUACUUCUAUGACAGUAGCAUUGAGAUAGAUAUGCAGUUUAAUAGUUUAUGAUAUUUUGUUUCUUGAUUUUUGAUAUGGGUACUGGAAGGUUCUUGGUUAUUGCAGUUUCCUUAUGAUUUCCAUUAGCGUGCUUGGCCCGUGUCUGCCUUAGUUAUUCCAUGAAACUUGUGUCUGUGUGUGUGCAGUCAGGUGUCCUGUAGCCACAAAACAACAAGGCUGAGGUUUUGCAUAUUGUUCAAUUUAUUUUCAAUUAUAUUUAUACAGUUGCAAAUCUCACCUGGAUUACUAGUUUUGCAGGUCCAGGUACCCUGCUUAGAAACAUAUUGAGCACAGAUUUUUGAUUAUAGGUUACCAUGGAUAUUGUACAGGUAUUUCGGUUGAAGUGGGGAGGUCAAGUUGUAUUUGCAGGGUGAAGGCGGCUUGCAGCGCUCAUGGAUGUCGAGUUGUAGAGUCCUCAAUUAUUAAGCAUAGUUUUUUCUGUUUUUUGGGGAUGCUGCUAGUUUGAUCCACUGUCGCUGAUUUUGAUAGAGGACCCCAAAUUGUUAUUUUAUAUCUUCGCUCAACUCUUUUUCUUUUCACGUUCCUGUAGUGCUUCCCAGACUUAUUUUGAUUUAACAUUUCUAGGGCCUCUCUGUUGUGUGGUAUUUUAAUACGGUAUCGGGCCAUAUAUAUAACAAGUACUCGAUACUCUGCGAUUGUUAAACUCGAGUAUGGUUUGGCGUUUUAGUAGAUCUGGAUUCA